Molecule: messenger RNA, 6801 nt
Organism: Astrephomene gubernaculifera
Lineage: Eukaryota; Viridiplantae; Chlorophyta; Chlorophyceae; Chlamydomonadales; Astrephomenaceae
Source: the annotation of a GenBank genome assembly
CUUGUUUUUUUUUGGAAGUGUUCUAAUUGUUACAUAAGCUUUAGUAUUAGAACUAUUAUGCGACACUUCCGAGAACGCCUUGGCACAUCACCUCAGCGCCCCUGUUCUGACAUGCAUCCUGUCCGAUCGGGCUAGGACUAUAUUCGUUACAUGCAUGAUUAGCCUGCAACGCGGUGCUCCUCUGGGGUGUCUCGCAACAGCUAUCUGGACCGCAGACCUGGCCCAUAGCGGGUCAAGGACGGGGCCAGCAUACCUUGAUCAUGGCUACUAACGCUGAUGGUUGCCAUGUAACGGAUCAAGCAGUCCAGGACGUUGGCUAUGAUGAUGAGGAGCUUCUUGACUAUGAGAAUGACCAGGACGCAGCCGUGUUGGAGGAGGAAAACAAGGCAUACGGCGAUUAUGACAGCGAGGAGUUAGCUGUGAAGCUCGCGGACGGGGCUCAGGUCUCAGGUUCGUUAUCUCCUGCCGCCGACCGCAUGGAAGGCGAUAGCCAAGAGGACAAGCAGCGGCGCCAGCACCAAAUUGAAUCCUCGCAGCCUGGUGGCAACACACAGCAUGAUCAUGGCAAUACUGGUUACGCUCCUUCCGCGGGUGCUGACAUACACCCUGCGCCUCGACAUGACGAUCGGAUGGACAGUUCACCGCGCGAAGAUCGCGGUCGCGACUGUGACCAUGCUGUGCCCAGUCGUGAUGUUGGGGGUCACCAUGAGCAUGGUAGCCUUGGUCCGGUGGAUAAGGGCCGUGAACAGAGUUUUGACCGUGGGCGGGGUGAGCGCUUACCAUACCCCUCGUCACAGCGUCCCACGGAACCCGUGCGUGAUGAUCGCAACGCUCUUCAAACUCAGCGUGGCUCCCAGCGGGAUGAUCGUGGCUACAGUCGUGAGGAUCGUGACCGCUACUGGAACGAACAAGGCCGGGGGGAGCCCUACGAUCAUGGCAGGGUGCGGCGGCGAGAAUGGGAUCAGGAUCGUCCACGCGACGCGUCGGGGCGGUAUGAGCAGCGUGAUCAGCAGCCCGGCGGUGCACGCGAUGUCCCUGAUGAUAAUCGCGGAGGAGGAGCAGCAGUUGGAGCUGGCAGCAGGCCUCAGUCCAGACCAACGACUCCUUCGCAACUCCCUGCCGGCACUCCACCACGUGAUGCAGCUGAUCCCGCGGCACCCCGUGAGGAGCAGCGCGCACGAGCGCCGUACGGCCCCCCCAACAUGCGCCGGGACGACCCCCAGCCACCGCACUGGAAGCACCAAGGCCAAAGCGGAUCGCCCUUAGUGGUCGCCACAGGAGCCCCGGAGCGCGACGCGAUGGAACUCGAGGUGGAGCCGGAGCGGGAGAGGGAACGCGAGCGGGAGAGGGAAAGGGAGCGAGAGAGGGAGCGGGAACGGGGCCGUGAGCGGGAACGGCCACGUGAGCGUGACGCAGCGCGCGGAGGAAGCUUCAGCAUGCCGCCCGAGCCGGACAUUAUGGGCUCACGCGCUCGUGAACGCGAUCCGGUAGUUAGGAGCUCUGGCAUGCCACCUGACCCUGAUACCUUUGCCGAUCGCCGGGGACGGGACCGUGAGCGGGAGGAGGGCCCGCCGCCAUCGCAGCGGCCCUGGGGCGGCGGGCCGCCGCCGCCUAUGGACAUCGGGGUCAGGCGGCCGCCUCCCAUCGCCCCCGGUGCCGGCAGGGAACCCGCCCGGGCUGGCGGCGGCAGUGGCCGUGACGAGCGCAUGGGUUACGGCGGCGGCGGGGGCAGCAGGCCGUACGACAGGCAUGGUGGCGGCAGUGGCGGCGGCGGCAGCGAGCGGGUGCAGCUUGAGCGGCCUGGAGGCGCUGGCGGCAGCAACAGCCGGGAGCCCGAGUGGUCGGCAAGCUCAAGCAGGCCCUACGACCGUCGCCCUGGCCCUGGCCCUGCCAGAGACGAUCGUGGAGGUGAGCGGGCGUCUUAUCCGAGCAGCGACCACCGUGGACGCCUCCCCCCUCCUAGGGAUGACCGUGUCGUCCCGCAGCCGCCACCGCGAGACGACCGCGGGUACUACGCUUCCCGUGAUGACCGGGACCGCGGCCCGCAGCCGCCGGCUCGAGAUGAUCGGCGUCCUCUGCCGCCAAGAGACGACCGCCGGCCACCGCAUCCGCCGCUGCAGCCACCACCGCCGCGUGAUGACCGCGGCCCUCCUCCUGCACGUGAGGACCGCGCCGCCAUGCCGCCGCGGGAUAACCGUGGUUCGGGCCCUGCCAGGGAUGAGCGCGCAGCCGGCAGCGGGAGGGGUGAGCCCCAGCCUGCUCGCGGCCGGGAGGGCUCACCGCGCGCUCGCCGGCAGGACCGCGACUGGGAGGGCGACCGAGGCGCCUACCGGGGCGCUGGUAGCGGCGGCGCCGGAGCAAUGCCUGCAGAGGAGCGUAGGGGUGCAGGGCUGCAAGGCUAUCCUCAAACAGAAGACGCUGGGGGCUGGCGGGAUCGUGAUCGCGACGUGGAGCGCGGCCGGGAGCGGGAGCGCAGCAGCGGCGCACGGGAGGACUACGGGCCAGCUGGCUGGGGUCGCUCCAGGGAUGCGCAUGGUGGUGAGUGGCGGCGUCCUGACAGCGCUGCAUCGCCCGCACCAGCUGCCAUUGGGCGCACGCCGCCUGGCGAUACCGCCAUGAUGCGCAAUGGCAGCAAUGGCAGCGGUGGUGCUGCGGACGGGAGGCGUAGGGAGCGAGAGCCAUCACCGUUUAACUGUGAGGCGCAGCGGCAUGUGCCUGAGCGGCAGGGGGGCAACGGCGCCGAGGCGGCUGCUGCCGCUGCUCCCGCAGCAUCAGGUGCUGCUGCUGCUGAAGCUGCUCAAGAAGCGGCGGCGCAGCAGCAGCAGCAGCAGCCGGUGGUGGCAGCGGCACCGAGGGCGCGGGCUCCGCUGUUUGUAGGCGGCUGCCGUCCGCCUUUUCCCAACGACGGAGCGCGCCCCUCAGCGGCGGCCAGACAGCAGCAGCAGCAGCAGUCACCGGAGGCGCGGCUGGGGCGUUCCCGCAGCGCCGCCGACGUCACGACCAGCGCCGCCGGCAACAGCGCAGGGGGCGCAGGCGAGGGUGAGGCUGCUGCCCAUGCAGCCGGCUGUGCAGGCGGCGCUUCCUCCGCCGCACGCAGCGGCGAAGGGUUGGGCUCUGACAAUGCCCCUGCAACGCAAGCGGCGAAUGCCAUGGAUGUGGACGAGGCUGCGGGUGGCGUUGCACCCAGUCACCAACAACCUUCCUCCUCACCCGCCGCGAAGCAGCCGGAGCCUAGCCGGCAGCGGGAUCCCUCACCGCGGCCGCAGCUGCAGCAGCGGGAGGAGGAGUACGAUGUCAUGGAUGCUACGGAGCCCGAUGCACCCGCCGGUAUCAUCCCCGUUCUUCCUCCUAGCGCCGCGGCCCCGGCUGCUAGGCCCGUCUUCCUCCUAGGUGGUGCGUCAGGAGCAGCACCGCAGCUGCUGCGGGAGCGAGGGGACGCCGCGGCGGAGGAGGCGCGUCCCAUGGAGUGCGAUGAUGGUGUUGGCGCUUGGGGCCGGUCGCAGCAGCAGCAGCAGCCGUACAGUGGAGCGUGCGAUGUGCGUGAGGCGGCGGGGAACGUCACGCCUGUGGAAGAGGGGCAGAUUGCCGAAAGCAUGGGGGGAGCAACUGACAUGGAGCUUGACGGGUGGCGGCGAGGCAGCAGCGCCGGUGGCGGGGGCGGGAGCGCAGCCCCCAUGGGCGGCGUCGAGGUGAACGUCGUACGUGAGCGAAUGGAUUCGGGGCGCUACAUUGGCGGAGAUGGCCGGCAUGAGAGGGGCGGGGCGGGGGCGGGCGACGGCAGCUGGCGGCGACAGCAGCUGCCGCCGCCGCGGGAGGGCGAGGAGCAGCAGCGCGGGUACGGUCGUAAUGGUGCUGUGCAGCCGUAUGUUGAGCAGCGAGGGACCGAGCCCAGGCGCAAUGUCGCUCCUGUGUAUGAUGCACGGGACCGGCAGCCGGCAUCACUGUCGCAACCCUACCCUGGCCGCCGGGAACGUGACUCGCGGGCGACGCCGCCACCGCCAAGUGGCGGCGGCGGCCGGAGGGACGCCUACGAGGACGAUAGGAGGCCCCGAGAUCCGUACAACAAUGACGACAGGAGGCCGCGGGCGGCGCCGCCGGAAGGCCGCCGAGACGAAGGGAGCUACGCCGACCGUAGGGCCCAGCCGCCGUCGCAGGGCCCAGGCGGCGAGCCCCGUCGGGACGAGCAUGAUGACCGACGCCGGGCGGCUCCGCCGCCGCCUGGGGCGCCGCGUGGCGCUCGCCGUGAUCCGUACGAAGAUUCGCGACAGCAGCAGCCCGCCCGUCGUGAUGAGUACGACGACCGCCGUACGCAGGACCGUCGCAGGGAUGAUCCGUACAACGAUUGGCGGCAGCGGCCACAACAGCCGCCGCCGCCACCUCGGCGUGAUGAGCACGACGAUCGCCGACAGGUGGAAGGCCCUGGCCGCGGCGUAAGCGGUGGCGGCGGGGGCAGGGAUGACUAUCCAGACCGCCGGCAGCCGCCCCCGCCGGCUGGCGGCCGCCGCGGAGACGUGUACGACGAUCGCCGUCCACCGCCGCUUCAACUUCCGGAGCGACGUGGGCCUGACGUCGGCAGGGGGGAGCAACGCAGCUGGGGCGACCGAGGCGGCGCUAGCGGAGGCGGCAGGAGCUACGCCGCAGGCGGCGGCGGCGGACCGGCCCCCAGGCGUGACGGCUCGCAUACAGAGCGCGGCCCGUGGGAGCGAGGUCGGGAGCGGGAGCGGGAGCGCGUGGUGGAGGGCGGCCGGGGGCGGUCCGCGGAGCCUCCGGGCUACAGGGAGGGCGGACCGGGAGGCAGGCGUGAAGGCGGGCCGCCGCCUCCUGCCAAGCGCCAGCGCCUGUCUCCCAUUCGCGGUGAAGAGGAGCCCUGGUCCCGUCAGCAGCAGCAGCAGCCCUACCAGCAGCCCGCUCGGCAGCCGCCGCCUGCGCAAGCGGCCCAAAGCAGUGCCGACAUUGUCCGAGCCAUGAUGUCCGCACCGCCGCCUUCUAGCGGUCCUGGCGGUGGCGGUGGCGGUGCCGGCAUGGGCAACAGCGGCCCUGGCAGCGGGUCAGCAGCAGCGCCACCCGUGGUUCCGCCGCUAGCGCUGGGAGCGGCGCUGGCGGGCUGCCAGGUUGGGGCGCCCGCGAGCUGCGGGUCCAUGACCGCGGAGCAGAAGAGGAAGCUGCUGUGGGGCCAUAAAAAGGCGGAAGCGGUGGAGCAGCAGGAACCCACGUGCGAACAGGGCGUGGAGUCGUUGUUCGGAGCCAACCGCUGGGAUCGUGCUGCCGAGGUGCUAGAAACGGACCGCGAUAAGGAGCGAUUCCAACGGCUCAUGGGUCUGAAGGGCGACCUGACUCACCGCGGUCCCCACCCGCAGCAAGAGCCGCGACCGCCCUCGCCGGGCGCGGAGGCGCAUCUCGCUAUGACUCGCGAGCAGCAGGACCGUGUUCUGUCCGGUGUGGAGCAGCAGUACAUGGCCGGCCUGCGUCGCAAGGACGGCAGGACUGUGGGGCUGGGCUUGUGAGGCCCAGGCCUAGCAGGAGGUGGAUGAGGUUGGUGGAGGGGAGAUGGAGAGGAAGAGGACGGUGGAAUGGGAGGCCUAGCGGAUGGAGGGGGAGGAUAAGGAAGGCGAGGAGGCGGGGAAGGAGGGAGAAGGAGGCUGCCGUCUAGGCUAUUCAUCAGCCGAGGAGGCGGAGGGCAUGCAGCCAUGUCCGGGCUCCCCACGUCAGGCCAGGCGCCAUGUUCACCAAAUGAGCUUGUACGGUUGUGCGCACCCUGCGGAAUAUGAGAAUUAGAAGGCCACAAGUAGCAAGAGGUUGUGGUGGUGGCGGCGGUGGUGGUGGUGCGAUGGUGGUGGUGGUUGUGCAAUGAUGGUUGGUGGAGGUGAGGAAGGAGAUACGUUAGCAUGGAAAGGGAAGGAGGCGGGCGCCAUGCAUGGAUGUGCGGAUGGUGCCCGAGGGGUGCGGUGGGCGGUUCUAGGCCUGAUUCAUGAUUGAGAUGUCAGGUCGGACUCGCAAUUAUUGGAUUGAUUGUCAGCUAGGGAGGGAUGUAAAGGAAGGGUGGUGAAUGUCCUUUGGCAUGUGGUGCUGUGGGGAUUGGGUUGUGGAGGAUGGCGAUUUCAGAAAGUGCAAUUAGAGAGAAAGGCUGGCUUUCCCCUCGUGGGAAGAAGAGGAGGACGUAAUAGGUUGCUUGCUGAAAGGAUGGCUGCAAGCUGUCGGGUUAUGGAGGAUUGGACUGGUGUGUUCAUGCGGUUUGUGCUCUUGGAGCGUGCAUUAGGCUUGCAUGCAAGCCCACGGGGAAAGGACAUGCACUGGGUGUUUGUGCCGAUGCGCGCAUGCAGGGAAAUUGCCCUUUAGAACACGUUAUACAAAACGUCAAGCGGGUUCAUGUGCUUCUUUUGCCUCUUUUGUCCGUGUUUGGUUGGAUACCGGUAUAGCCUUUAAAAGCGCGUGCGCUUUGUGUCUCUUAAUCAUUCCACAGGCGCUCGUUCGAUGUGCAUGUGCAGCUUUUGCUAUUGUCGCCAAGACGCGAUUAUCGAACGUGGGCCAGGGCAUUUCGAGCGGGUCUUGCUGAGUAUUUUGCGGCUAUUGAGAGGGCGUCGCCAGGAGUCCGGACGCACGGUAAAUGUGUAUCCUUGGUUAUUGUUCUGAUGACAACGCUCUUGUUUGGAGCGCUGUUGUUGUACGGCAGUACGUCAGCAGCAAUCGUAUUCGUAUUACAGGGAAAUGACAAGCUUUGUGCUUUCGUGGAAUGUGUGGCGAGACCUGACCUUAUUAAGUUAGGUUUGUCUGGCUAUUAUUACGUGUAAGUAGCACCCCAUA